This is a messenger RNA of Ectocarpus sp. CCAP 1310/34, 943 nucleotides long. The record is from the annotation of a GenBank genome assembly. Lineage: Eukaryota; Phaeophyceae; Ectocarpales; Ectocarpaceae.
AUGUUCGUGGCGACCGCGGCGAAGGCGUGCGAAAUAUCCGCUGGGGGGGGGAGAAACAAUGGCUUGGGCAAUGGGUUAAGCGCUGGAGCUUGAUGCGCCGGCAAAUAUAGGGGUUCGAGUGUUAUUGUGUUGCUAUUGGAUUGUGUUGGUUGGGUUGGAUUUUGGUCUUGGUGUUGAAUUGAUUUCUAGCAUUUGGGUUGUGAACGUUGUUUUGGCAUUGGAUUUGAUUUGUUUUUGGUGUUUCGUCGGGAUUUAUUUGUAGCAGGUUUGUUUUUCUUGAGUUUCGACUGGAUGAAUUUUGAAUGUUGUUCUUUUGUUCUAUGGUUCUGACUCCAACCCAAAUCAGGGGGGCGGAUCUCCCAGAGCAGGGGGGCACGUUGUUCUUUCGGAAGGAACUCACUGCUGUAGCUGGUGCCAAGUUACUAGGGAGAAACAGUAAGGAAAAUACUCGCUCGCGUAUGUUCUGCUCAAAUGAUCUCAACGCUGAACGAAUGUUUGGGGAUGGAUGUUAUUUGAUCGGAAGUGUAGAGUAGAGGAUUGGUACCAUGCCCAGAAGCGUUUUAUCUGCGAAGUGGGCAUGAAACGUAUACUUUGGUUUGUGUCCGAAAGUUUGCGUAUUUUUGGUAGGAUUCGUAGUCGGAUGAACGUAGUCGGAUGCACAACAGAGGAGGCGAUUUUCUACGAAUUGAUGCGUGUUUUGGAAAGAAAAUGAAGAGGAGUUCCACAGACAGGUUUGACUCGAUGGAUUGUUUAAGGCUUUCAGUUGUGCGAGGGACAUAAGUACGUUGCGGGUGUCUUUGGGGCUAAGUGCUGAGGAAGGAUGGACCAGCAAAAGAGCGUUUUGCAGAGAAGAAUGAAGGCGAUGGGACAAGACGUUAUGGGUUCAGGAACUUUUGCAUAAUCGACUUCUUGUUUUUGUCAUGGAGGAGUGGGAUCCACGUUU